Cynara cardunculus var. scolymus (artichoke) is the source of this 819-nucleotide messenger RNA. RefSeq lists its product as uncharacterized. The record is from RefSeq and is a predicted model, not a curated record. The transcript is spliced from 3 exons. Bases 1 to 819 code for a protein of 272 amino acids. Lineage: Eukaryota; Viridiplantae; Streptophyta; Magnoliopsida; Asterales; Asteraceae.
AUGUGUGUUCUUUUACUUAAGCGUAAGAAAACUCAAGGUACUGAUUCGGAGACCAUACGACGCUUAAUUUUUGCUCUUAGUAAGGCAUUUGCAAUCAAAGAUUUGGGUCAUCUCAACUACUUUCUUGGUCUAGAGGUUACACAUGAUGAAACUGGUUUACUCUUAAGUCAGGCCAAAUAUGCCCAUGAUGUCCUCACACGGGCUAUAAUGCUUGAUGCUAAAGCUGUCGCCACACUCUUAUCUACUACUACUGCUUUCUCUCCAGCCGUAAAAGAUAUUCUUCGGUACGUAAAAGGCAAACUUUCGUAUGGUCUAUCUUUCCGUCAUUCAUCUAAACCAUCACUGAUUGGUUAUUUAGACGCCGAUUGGGCUCGUUGUCUUGAAACUCCACGUUCUACAUAUGGUUAUUCGAUUUUUCUUGGCGGUAAUCUUGUUUCGUGGAGUGCCAAGAAACAACCUACGGUAUCACGAUCGAGUUGUGAAUAUGAGUAUCAGGCAAUAGCUAACACUGCUGCGAAAAUAGUAUGGGCUACGUAUCUUCUUCGGGAGCUUCAUGUCUUGCGUCCUAAUCGUCCUACUAUUCUUUGUGAUAACCGGAGUGCUUUUUUUCUUAGCCAAAAUCUUGUCUCACAUAAACAAGCCAAGCAUAUUGACCUCGAUUAUCAUUUUGUUCAUGAGCUCAUCUCUUCCGGCAAGCUUUAUACUCCCUAUGUUCCAUCCAAGCUCCAACUGGCGAUAUAUUCGUUAAGAGUCUUCCUAGACCUCUGUUUGAGCAUUUUCGACGCAACUUGGGUGUUGGUCCUCCGUCGUCUCGCUUGA